AUGUUUGCGACACGUGUCGCGAUCCUGGCGAUCUUCUUCUGCGCUUCGGUGAGCCAUCGAUCCCCUCAGCAGGUGAACUGGACUUACGGCCUCGGAUUCUUCCAGGUAUCAUCUGCACCAGUACCCGGGGAGCUAUCGCAAGAAUCCCGAGCCAUUGCCUUGAUCCACCAUCUCACCUAUCUGAUUGACUACCUGGUCCACUACGUCCUGGGGAACCGUGACCGUAAAACACCACCGGAAGCGGUCGAUUACUACCAAGCGGCACUCGUCGAGGGCCGGAACCCGCAGAGCUCCGACGCGGAAACCCGCCACUAUAAGCCCAGCGCUGCCCGCGCCCGCCAAGAGAUGGAAGCGUUGGACAAAAUGAUGAAAUCCUAA
Anopheles cruzii is the source of this 378-nucleotide messenger RNA. RefSeq lists its product as uncharacterized. The coding region runs from base 1 to 378 and encodes 125 amino acids. The record is from RefSeq and is a predicted model, not a curated record. The transcript has a single exon. NCBI's taxonomy places the organism in Eukaryota, Metazoa, Arthropoda, Insecta, Diptera, Culicidae.